CGGAAGAGGAGAAGGAACAUGGCGGCGGAAUCGAACGAAUCUGAUAUCGAAGUAGGUCCGACCCACGCUUCGGAAGAUGGGCGCUCUGGCCCGGCAGUAAUGGACAGCCCCCGUAGGAGCCGCAGCAAGAGUGUGUCAGAGGAGGAUGGGGAGAGCGAUGAUGGAGCUCCGGCCGGGGAGAGGGAGGGGGGCCGGCGGAGCAAGAGCAGGAGCAGGAGCAGGGGCUCAGAGAGCUCUCCAAGUCCUGGUCCGAGGCCAGAUGUGGACAGAGGGAGGCCUGGGCCUGGGCCUGGGCCUGGUGGGAGCCCUGGAGAGGGUGACCGGCCUGAGGCUCCCCAGGAUGGCAGUCCUGACAGCAGGGCCAAACAAGGCUCCCCCCGGGGUGCUGAGGAUAAGGAUGAGGAUGACGAUGCCUCGGACGCCAGCAAGGGAGGCUCCGGCUCCGGCAGCGAAUCAGACGACGACAGCGACAGUGACAGCGACGCAGAGGGGACAUUUAGGAGGCUGAGGAGCAGCGUGGCACAUGUGCGGAGAGGUUCAGAUGACGAGAGCAAGAAGCAACAGAGAACUUUAUCUCCGGAGAACAAGGAGGGUGAGUCGAGGCCGUCGCGCUCCAGAUCGCGUUCCCGCUCCAGGUCCAGAUCUCGCUCUCGGUCGCGCUCCCCCCGAGGCCGCCACGAGCGAUCAAGGAGGUCCAGAGAUCGAGAAAGAGACCGCGACCGCUACCAUGACCGUGGUGAGCGCGGUUACGACAGAGGGCGCGACAGGCGAUCCAGCCGAGACCGCGACCGCGACCCCGAGUACAGAAGGAGGGGCAGGUCCCCCUCCCCUGCCCAGAAGAACAGGGGGGCGCCCAACGAGGAGGAGCCCCCGCCCAAGAAGAAGAAGGAGGAGCUGGACCCCAUCCUCACCCGCACCGGAGGAGCCUACAUCCCCCCCGCCAAGCUGCGCAUGAUGCAGGCUCAGAUCACUGACAAGAGCAGCCUGGCCUAUCAGAGGAUGAGCUGGGAGGCCCUGAAGAAGUCCAUCAAUGGUCUGGUCAACAAGAUCAACGUGUCCAACAUCGCAAACAUUAUUCAGGAACUACUGCAGGAGAAUGUGGUCAGGGGACGGGGUCUGAUGGCCAGGUCCAUCCUGAGUGCCCAGAGCGCCUCUCCCAUCUUCACCCAUGUCUACGCCGCACUGGUCUCCAUCAUCAACUCCAAGUUUCCUCAGACGGGAGAGCUCAUCCUCAAGAGGCUCAUCCUCAACUUCAGGAAAGGCUACCGCAGGAACGACAAGCAACAAUGCAUGACUGCAUCCAAGUUUGUGGCGCACCUGGUCAAUCAGAAUGUGGCCCACGAGGUGUUGUGUCUUGAGAUGCUGACCCUGCUGCUGGAGAGGCCGACUGACGACAGUGUGGAGGUGUCCAUCGGCUUCCUGAAGGAGUGUGGCCUCAAACUCACAGAGGUCUCCCCCAGGGGCAUCAACGCCAUAUUUGAGCGCUUGCGAAACAUCCUGCACGAGUCUGAGAUUGACAAGCGCGUGCAGUACAUGAUCGAGGUGAUGUUCGCCAUCCGCAAGGACGGCUUCAAGGACCACCCCAUCAUCCCAGAGGGCCUCGACCUGGUGGAGGAGGAGGACCAGUUCACACACAUGCUGCCCCUCGAGGACGAUUAUAACCCUGAGGACAUACUGAAUGUCUUCAAGCUGGAUCCAGACUUCAUAGAGAACGAAGAGAAGUACAAAGCCAUCAAGCGAGAGAUCCUGGAUGAAGGAAGCAGUGAUUCCGGGGAGGAUGGCGAUGGUAGUGACGACGAUGAUGACGACGACGAUGACGAUGAUGAAGAGAAGGAGGAAGCGGGGGUAGAACCUGGCACAGAGGGGGAGAAAAUGACUAUUUUCGACCAGACUGAAGUGAACCUGGUCGCAUUUCGUCGCGUCAUCUAUCUGGCCAUCCAGUCAAGUUUGGACUUUGAAGAGUGCGCCCACAAGCUGAUCAAGAUGGACUUCCCAGAUAGCCAAACGAAAGAGCUGUGCAACAUGAUCCUGGACUGCUGUGCACAGCAGAGGACCUACGAGAAGUUCUUUGGUCUCCUUGCUGGGCGUUUCUGCCUGCUGAAGAAGGACUAUAUGGAGAGCUUUGAGGCCAUCUUCAUGGAGCAGUACGAGACCAUCCAUCGGCUGGAGACCAACAAGCUGCGCAACGUGGCCAGGAUGUUCGCCCACCUGCUGUACACCGACUCCGUCCCGUGGAGCGUUAUGGAGUGCGUCAGGAUGAGCGAGGAGUCCACCACCUCCUCCAGCCGUAUCUUCGUCAAGAUCCUCUUCCAGGAGCUGUGUGCCUACAUGGGCCUGCCCAAGCUCAACGAGCGCCUCAAGGACGCGACUCUGCAGCCGUUCUUCGAGGGCCUGUUUCCGCGAGACAACCCCCGAAACACUCGCUUUGCCAUCAAUUUCUUCACCUCCAUUGGUCUGGGAGGCCUCACAGAUGAGCUGAGGGAGCACCUGAAGAAUGCUCCCAAGAUGAUCAUGACGCAGCAACAGGAAGUGGAAUCCUCCGACUCUGACUCUUCCUCCUCCUCCUCUUCCUCGUCUUCGGACUCCUCCUCGGACAGUGACAGCAGCGACUCCAGUGACUCGGAUUCCUCCUCCAGCAGCAGUAGCAGCUCGGAUUCCGACUCCAGGAAAAAGAAAAAGAAGGGACGCGACAAGAAGAAGAAAGAAAAGGAGGAGAAGAAAAAGAAGAAGAGCAAGAACAAGAAGGAGUCCAGCAGCAAGAAAAAGGAUUCCGGCAGCAAAAAGGAGUCCGGCAGCAAGGCGGCGGACCCUCGUCGACGAGACCGCUCUCCAGAGGAGGAGCGACCCGGGAAGCGGCAGGGGAGACAACGCGGCGGCAGCAGCAGCGAAGAAGAAGCCGAGAGAGCCACCGCCGCACCAGCGGACCGACGCAGGCCCUCGCCAUCACCGGACCAGCACCGCAAGGCCCAGCGCCACCGAGGAGGGGGACGCCAGGCGUCGCCGCCGCAGGAGACCUCGCCGUCACCUCCACCUUCACGGCAGCCACCACCCCCUCGUGACCGAGACAGAGGAGACAGAGAGCGUGGCCGGGAGAGGGAGCGGGAGAGGGACAGAGAGGAGGAGCAGGAGCGCGGGAGAGGACCUGGCAGGGACCCACAGCAGCAGCAAGGGGGACAUCACAGGGACAGGGGAGGCAGGGAUCACAGUGGGGACAGGGAGAGGGAGCGGGGGGACCGGCACGAGAAGGAGAGCCGCCGAGGAGGAGGAGGAGGAGGACACAAGGACGCCAUGAAGAACGGUUCUCAGGUGACGGACCGGGAUCGGGAUCGAGACAGAGAACGGGACAGGGACCGCGGAGGUCGUGACCGAGAUCGGGACCAGAGACGGAGCAGGGAAAGGGAACCUGUGAGGAGAGACAGUCCAAGGGAGAGGUCCAAGUCCCGAGAUCGGGAGAGGGAGAGGGACCGAGAUGCGGACCGCGGCCGAAGGGGGGAAAAGGACGAUGCCAGAGACGGCCACCGGAACGGCGUAGAGAAGUCCUACAAGGACAACAGGCAUGCGGAGCGCCAGCGCGACUCCAGGAGGAAUGAGGAACGCAGCAGAGACGAGUCGCCCAGAAGGAGAAGAUAGUCCCUUCAGUGAGAGAGGAGAGGUUGGGGGGGGAUUGUCCCUAAAGUGAGAGAGGGGUAGAUGGGAGGGGUGAUGAGAUGUCUGCUUUACAGCCUUGUCAGCGCUUGGACUUUUAUCUCCUCCCCUCCCCUCCCCUCCCCUCUCCUCUCCUCUCCUCCCCUCCCCUCCCCUCUCCUCUCCUCUCCUCUCCUCUCCUCUCCUCUUUCGUCAUUUGGGCCUCCUGAAUAUCCUUUAUAUGUUGCCACCUUUCAAAAAAAAAAAAAAAAAACCUGUGAAGUCAUCAUCAAAAGACAUGCCCUGUUGAGGAUGGUGACAGCUUUUUGUCCAGAACUGUGAGUGUGGAACAGACUCUGUCAGCAGACCUGCAGGGUCCAAUUUGGAAGAUGGCUUUAUAACGUACAGGCAUGUUGAACGUUUCUAUUGGGGUUGGGUUUUUUUUUGUUUUUUUUUGUACCCUCUCCCCACGCACAUUUGCUGAUGAAAUAAAACGUGUUUAAUUUCUAAUAUGUGUUGGGAAUCAUUGGCAAGUGACGCUUGAGGGUGGUGUUUUAAAUGUCAAAGAUCUUUGGGAAUUCCAGAGGAGUUUAUUAUUAAUACUGUGAUAAGCAGUCGGGCCAUUAAAAAUCUCUUCUACCCUUUUAUCAUUAUGUUGAUCUUCUUUUAUUCAACUGAUUGAUGUGCUAAUAUUGAUGUUUUUGGCAGAAAUUUGAAUUAGCUUUAUGUUUUUGUAUUAGCGAAGAGCCUAUUGUGCCACAGUUGUGACGCAGUAAGAAACGGAUGUUUAUAGUGUAUAGAGGCUUUUUGAAGUUUCCGAGUAAACAUUAUUGUGUUUGUACUGUCCUGUCCUUGGAUUUAAUAAAGAUGAUCUAUCCUUUGUA
This is a messenger RNA of Engraulis encrasicolus (European anchovy), 4508 nucleotides long. It is a transcript of the gene cwc22, whose product is annotated as CWC22 spliceosome associated protein homolog. The coding region runs from base 19 to 3630 and encodes 1203 amino acids. Gene Ontology annotation, biological process: mRNA splicing, via spliceosome. The record is from RefSeq and is a predicted model, not a curated record. The transcript is spliced from 21 exons. Gene Ontology annotation, molecular function: protein binding; RNA binding. NCBI's taxonomy places the organism in Eukaryota, Metazoa, Chordata, Actinopteri, Clupeiformes, Engraulidae. Gene Ontology annotation, cellular component: catalytic step 2 spliceosome.